AUGAGUGACAAUGAUCCACCAUUCCACUCUCAUGAUUUCCAGCAAUUUGCGACCAAUUAUGACACGGAACAUCUGGCCAGUUCUCCCCAUUACCCACAGCGUAACGGGAAAGUAGAAAACACAAUCAAGACUGCCAAGAGUUUAUUGAAGAAAUCUAAAGCGGCAAGAUCACACAUCUACCUAGCGCUGCUAGAAUGGAAAAAUACGCCCUCUGAGGGUUUACAGAGCUCCCCAGCACAAAGGGUGUUCGGUCGUCGAACUCGAACACUGAUACCAACCACCAGUCAACUACUCAAGCCCAAGAUAGUGGAAGAGGUCCUAGAUAAACUCUUCAGAAGGAAACAUUUGCAAGAAAAAUACUACAAUAUUAGAGCUAAAGAACUACCACCCCUAAACAGUGGAGAAGCUGUGCCUGUCAAGCCAACAGAUAAGUCUGACCAAUGGUACAAGGCGCGAGUAGAAAAGCAAGUCGAUGUGAGAUCAUAUGAUGUGAGAACUGAGGAUGGUCGACUUUUUAGAAGAAAUAGGAGACAACUCAGAAGCAGCAAAGAACCAGUAGGUUCUAGUAACAGUAAAAACCCUGUGACCCCCAGCAUACCAGAUAUGACGUCCAGAUAUGAGCCAGUGCCACGAACCUAA
Stylophora pistillata is the source of this 639-nucleotide messenger RNA. RefSeq lists its product as uncharacterized. The record is from RefSeq and is a predicted model, not a curated record. Lineage: Eukaryota; Metazoa; Cnidaria; Anthozoa; Scleractinia; Pocilloporidae. Gene Ontology annotation, biological process: DNA integration. Gene Ontology annotation, molecular function: nucleic acid binding.